Molecule: messenger RNA, 1491 nt
Organism: Aspergillus caelatus
Lineage: Eukaryota; Fungi; Ascomycota; Eurotiomycetes; Eurotiales; Aspergillaceae
Exons: 3
Coding region: 1-1491 (496 amino acids)
Source: RefSeq, a predicted model, not a curated record
AUGCCGCAUUUGGAUGCGAGAUUACUCACGCAACAGGAAGUCUCUUCCACCAACUCUGCCACGACCCUUCUUUUUGCCCUUCUUUGCUUAACAUCUUUCGACAUUGCCGAAGCCCCUGCUCAGCAAUAUCCACAUGUAAAACAGAGUCUUCAGCGGGCAGUUUCGUCGUACGGACAGGAAUUCAUCUUUUCACCACCCACGCAUCCAGAUUCCAUUGCUGUCUGUCUCUUCCUAGCCGAAUUCAGACCCACUCUCUUGGCCACCUCACAGUUUGUCGCGCACAAGGCAGUCAGCCCCGAGGUGUACGUCCAUCUUGCCUGUAGAAUUGCAGAAAGACUCAACAUACUACCCAGACGACAUGCCUCCUUUUUUGAUGAGCUCAUGAACCCACAGAAUCUAGACUUCGAGUGGUGCUUUGCCGGUUCUGUGCAGGAAUUGAAGAUUCUUUGCCUCGAUUGUGGCCUCGAUGGCUUCUUGUCGAAGACUCUACCUGCAAUGCGGGACAUAAUUGGCCAUAUGCAGCCUCAUAUCGAUGCUUAUCGACAUGUGUUACAAUCCCGCGAGUGCUCACCAACAGUGAUUUUUCACAUUCAAUGGAACAUGUCAUUUUAUGUCCUGCUCGAGGGACUGAUAAAUGCAAAACAAUGCUGGGGUACCCCGGAGAGUUUGUUCCUGGUUGUGGAGGAGGUGGAAAGAAAGUGCCAGGAGCAAAUCCAAGUCUCUAAAUCUUUACUAGUGAACGCUACUGGUCAGGAAAGAUGGGAAGAUCUAUCAGCCGCCCGUUCUCUGCUAGAGAUGAAAUUCCACUGGGUGUUUGCUGGAAUAUGUGGUCUAGGCCUACUCUAUACCGCAGUACUGAGAACAAGGCUUAUCGAAGGAAAGAAUGACGGGGAUCCGGAUAUUAACUCAAGGGAAUCCCUCCAAAUCGUCGACCAAGUCGCCGGGAGCGUGAAUAGCCCUCCCGAUGCUCCGGGCCAGUAUCUAUCUGCAUUUCUCAGACGCUUCGGACAAGCCUAUCCGCAACAACUCGUGCGCGUGCUAGAGACGUUCCUAGAGUGCGCCGAAUUGAAGAUCGACGGCAUUGCGUUCAAUGCUCCACUUCAACAUGUGGUUUAUCCGAUCGUUUUUGUGUGCAAAAACCUUGUCGAAAACAACUUCGUGCAAGUACGGGUUUUCGGGCAUCUGGCUCGAAAUUUCGAGAAACAGCUGGAGCUGUUUUCUAAAUGUGCGAGAUGUAUUGCCAAGAUGGCAGCCUCACCGUGGAACUCAACGAAGUCUGCUUUUGCAACUGGCUGCGUCUAUGCCGCGAGUAGCAAGAUUAUCUAUGGUUUACACAGUACCCUGGAACGGCUGAGGACAGAGUUAUCACAAGGCACAAAGUGCGAUGAAGCAUUGAAUUUGUUCAACAUCUCCCUUGAUUCAAUUGAUGUUUCUUCGAUCGGCUUGAGCUCUGACCCUGGGUCUGAGCCAAUGAAUAUUUCUGGGAUGUGA